Molecule: messenger RNA, 2979 nt
Organism: Brachypodium distachyon (stiff brome)
Lineage: Eukaryota; Viridiplantae; Streptophyta; Magnoliopsida; Poales; Poaceae
Product: serine-rich adhesin for platelets
Exons: 11
Coding region: 197-2716 (839 amino acids)
Biological process (GO): protein ubiquitination
Cellular component (GO): CCR4-NOT complex
Molecular function (GO): RNA binding; ubiquitin-protein transferase activity
Source: RefSeq, a predicted model, not a curated record
UCUGGAGUCUGGACGCGGAAAAAAACAAAACGGAAAAAAGGGGCAGGACGAAGAAGCUCUUCGUCUUUCUCAGGCAAGCAGAGGGGGAGAUAGUGGGGAGAGGAAGGUACAGGGGAGGGGAUAAGCGCGACCGAGGCAACCCCGCCGAUCACGCCGGGAUUCUCCUUUUGCCUUCAGUAUUGGCUUGAGAGCCACCAUGAGUACCCAAGCUAAAGAAAAAUGUCCACUUUGCUUGGAGACGAUGGACUUGACAGAUAAAGAGCUGAAGCCUUGUAAAUGUGGAUAUGAGAUAUGUCUUUGGUGCUGGCAUCGUAUAAUGGAAAUGGAUCAGAAGGAUGAAUGUGGCGGGAGAUGUCCUGGAUGCCGUUCUAUCUACAACAAGGAUAGGAUUUUGGGGACAAGCAUCAGCAACCAAAUAUUAAAGGAAAUUUGUGCUGACAAAUCAAACUUGCAAAAAGAACAAACAAAGUCUCAAAAGCAGAAAUCAGCAAAAGUUCAGUCGAGAGCUGCAGAAGAACCAAUAGAUCCAAAUAUUGUCCGAGUAAUUCAGAGGAAGCUUGUUUAUAUUAUUGGGAUACCUUCUGAGUUAGCCAGUGACAGGGUGCUUAGGCAAAAGUGUUUUCUUGGACAAUACGGGAAAAUAGAGAACAUUAUUAUCGACAACAUUGGAGCUAACCAACAGAUUCCUGAUUCUGGCCGUGUAUAUGUUACAUUUUCAAGGGAAGAGGAAGCUGUCCUGUGCAUAGAGGCGGUUAAUGGUUACAUCUUGAAUGGAAAACCUUUAAAAGCAACCUUUGGUGUUACGAGAUAUUGUCAUGUAUGGCUAAGCAAUAAGGUUUGUCAAAAGCCAAACUGUUCAUAUGUGCACCAGAAAGCCUCAGCGGAAGAUAUUUGUACGAAAGACGACGUUGGUGUGCUGUGUGCAAGGCUUCAGCAUUUAUUGGGAAUGAAUAUGAAGGGUCCCCAACAGCGUUCAGGAAGCACUUUACCUUCUCCAGUUGACUGCAAUUCAAGAACCGCCAUUUGGGAUGGAAACUCCAAAGAAAAAAUUUGCGUGAAUGACGGCGUAGCACCACCAGGAGCUGGCAAUAAUAAUCCUGGUACUCUGCUAGCAGCAGUUCCACGGGAUUUAAGUGUUUCUUCUGGCAAGCUGUCAUCCAUUGUAAAUGCAAGUCUUCAUCAGCAGAAUAACCAUGAGAGCAUACUUACUAAUCAGCAAAAAAGAUCUGCUUCCAUAUCUCAAGAGCUACCACCACUUGGAUCGAAGGACUGCCUCGAUGAGCAGUUGGCUUCCAAUGAUGACAAAUUUCAAGCAUCUGUUCAUUUGGGAAAUGGAAUUUCAGAUUCUGAGCAAUUGGCCUCUGGAGUAAAUGGAACAGUUGACUCUUCAUGGCGAAAACCACACUAUGCUAACAUAGUUUCACAAGGACCAAGUGGACCAGGUCACCGCUUUACUGUACUUACCAGGGAGUUAACUUCUGCUGAUACAAGGUCUAAAGCUGCAGUACAAGUAGGUAGUUGGCUUUCAAAUUCCAAGAAACCUACUGUGCCAAAAGAUGAACAGAAUGACAGUCACAGAACUGGAAUUCCUAGAUCCCAGAGACCAGAGGAACCUUCCCACAGAUUAACUAACAAGCUGUCCUCAGCAACUGUUAAUUCCCACGCUGGAACAGAGGAAAAUAAUGCAUGCUCAGAUAUCAGGGAUAAUCCAGUCCAAGCAAAACUCAUGCAGAGCACUUCAUCAGCUAGUUCAACUGUAUUGCAGAGUCUGGGUGGCAGUCCUACUGUGCUCAGCAAUCUUUCAACUUCUGAUAACGUGUCACAGACAUCAGUUGGGCCAGAUAAGCUUUCAAAUCCACACAGAGUAUUAGCAGCUAAAAGUCAAUCUCAGAUCUUAUAUCAACCAAAGGCAGCUGCUUCAAACAAAAAUGUAGAUAGUACAUGUGAUUGUCCUAGCAUUCUCAACAGUAAUGCUGUGUCCACUGAGGGUAAACAUCAAACUCCAGCACAAGGAGGGGGUCACGGCUUGGACACUGGGAAAUCAACUGUGCCAGGAAAUCAAAUUUCAUCUCAGUAUAGUAAUAACAUUCGGUUACCAAGAUCAGUCAGUAUACUUUCUUCUGCUGCUAUGUUGGCCAAGGAUAUUAAAGGAAGAAAAAGACAAGUUUGUCCUCCAGGAUUUGAGGAGAUCCACCGGUCUUAUGAUUCAGGCAAGUAUGUAUCUACGCCUGAUGCCCUGGUACAAGAUUCAUGCUCUAUGACAGACCAACCAGGCAUCAUUAGCUGGGUUUCGGAGUGCCUCGAAGAUGAUGGAGAUACCAAACAAAGUAACAGUGUGAGCAUAUCUUCCACGCUCAGUUCCACUGAUACCAUCUGGAGACCCACACAGCUUCCUGGCUCUGGUUUUGGUACAUCAAAUCAAUCUCUAUUAUCUCCAUACCGAGGUGGCAUGUUGCAGUCCAUGGGUGAGGUUCAAAACCCCAUGAGAUGCUGCUGCACCUUCCCGGCCAUAAGCGGCAGACCAACUCAAAAGUCCGAAUACCGGAAUGGAAGUGCCAAUAGCUACAUGGCCCCUGGAGGAUAUGAUGCAUUCUGCCAAACCACAUCAGGAAGUGCCAAUAGCUACAUGACCCCUGGAGGAUAUAAUGGAAGUGCAGAUGCAGGCUUGAAUAGUGCACAGGUCGACCUUUCAUACCCCAUGUACACCCUCUUCUGAUGACAGGGCAAAAGUAUGUCUUGCAGCCUUAACAAUACAGACGUACAAGUGACAAGCAUACAUGCUAACCUAGCUGGCAAAAUGGUGGAUGAUGGCGACAAUGGUCGUUGAGAAUGCAUAGUGUCUGCUGAAUCCUGUAAAGAUCAAACUUAGAACUCAUGUAAACAACAGUUAUGUUGCAUGACCAAUCAGUGAAAAUUUGGCGAAUAGCCGUUGAUGGUUCUGUACUGGUGUAGUACAUGUGUUGUUCUUUUCUUCUGUUC